AUGUCAGAUCCCUUUUUUCGUCCAUGGGUUGAUAAAGAAAACGUGCCAGCUGCACCCGCUCCACCACCUGAGGAGCCCCACGUAAAUGAACAACAACAACAACAACAUGAUCAAAAUGAAUUGAUAAUAGAGCCAUCAGGGUCUCAACAAAGAGCACCCACACAGCAAGCAACGGUAGAAAAUGGAAACAGCGAAAACAAAUUUGCAUCGAAAGAAAAUAAUCAAAAUACCAUCAAUACACCAGAACCACCUCCAGCGCACAUUUCUCAGCCAACCAGCAAAGCAUCAGACGAAACGGCGUCAACGUCAGCAGCCUCGGCAUCAUCGGUGCCCUUUUCAUUGGUUACCGAAAGGCAACAUCUUAUCAGUCCACUACCAUCUCAACGGGCAACAACUCAUAGCGGAUACACCAAUUCUUUACCGCUGCCAUAUAUUCCAAAGAAAAAGCUUGCAUCACUCAUGAGUUCACCACUGGAGGCCGCUUCGGUUCCCGUACAAACUUCGGAAGCCACAAAACCCUUCAAUACUACGGCUGUACCUGAAAACAAUAGAUCUGACGAAAGAUUCGCUACAAACUCUUCAGCACAGUCACAACCGAAUAUAUCCCCAACAACUUCGGGAUCAGCUCAGCCGCAGAACCAGAACAGCAUGAAUAUAAAUCCGUUAGGUUUUCAGCAACUUUUUGAAAUUUCUGUUAACCAAGCACAACCAACACCAUCACAGUACAUGCAGCCUUGCGUAACGGUUGGUAUGUCAACGUCUGCAACAGCUAGACAAUACGUCCCUACUCCAACACCGUCGCAAAGUUUCACAACUACUGAAAGAUAUCAAAACCGCACUGACGCACAGCCGCAAACAAGUUCGCAAUCAGCCGUAGGCUCACCUUUACAUCAACGGACGACGGCCACUUCGGUUCUUACACAAACUUCACAUGCCGCGUAUGGACAUCAUUUAACCAGUGCACCACAAGUCAACUCCAACUCUAUCACACGACCGCAAACAUGUGCCUCACAAUCUUCACUUGCCACAAAUGGUCAACAUUCUACCGCGCCACCAAUAAUCCAAAACUUCCCGACUGGUGGAGGGCGUGAUACCAACUUCUUAGCUCAGUUACAUAUGAACCAAGGUCCAAACCAGUUAAAUGCACCAGCUACACAUCCAGUUGCUCAGACAAUAUCAUCCCAAAUCUCUAUGCCUACUCAAGGAUAUGAUACCAACUCCUUACCACAGCUGACUACGAACCAAGCUUCAGAGCAACGUGUACCAGCUGCAAAACCAAUUUUUGAGUCCAAUCUGUCCGAAAAAAUGGAUGUCGAAGAUGAAGAUGAAGAAAUCCGGUUAAAUUUUCAAUUGCCCGAAUCAGCGGUGUCCUCACCAUUAGACAAAUCUGCGUCCACAUCGGCUCUAACUCCUGAUGCAGGGUAUGAUAGCAACUCUCUAUCUCAAGCAUCAAAUCAACUAAGUAUAACAGAUACAAAGACAUUUUCUGAUACAGUUCCGACAGAACAGGAUGAAAAUUCCUGGACAGAUAUUGAAUCAUCUGAAUCAGACACAUCAGACAACACAAAUGGGCUACACUCAACUCCUCCAUCAUCAUCACAGAGCUCCAUAACUGUUGAGGCAAGCAAUGCUGUAUCAUUACCUCAGCCACAAUUCCAACAAAUAUCAGUGCAGCCAAGUGAUUUAGCUGGAAUACCAAUUACCAAAACUGAUUCCACCGAUUCAGAUAUCGAGAAUGAAUAUCCUCAGGAAAAUAUUCAAAUAAUCCCUAAUAGGGAAGCAAAAUCACCAACACCGCACACGUCUAAGCGACCUAUUCAAUCAGCAGAAAGUUCACCAUUGGCUCAAAACUCGGCCGCAGUAGUUCGCACAGAGACCAUACAUGGCCAACACUCACCACCUCGAUGCUCCAAAAAGGCAAAUAAUAACAAUACCAGCCCCUUGGCAGAGCCGCAAAGGAGACGCUCGGCCAGACAAUCUACAAGAAAUUCUACAAAACAAUCAACACAAGAAUCUACAAAACAAUCUACAAAACGGCCUAAAAAGCAAACUACACAACAGCCUGAAAAUCAAUCUACAGGAUCUCCGCCACCGUUGAUACCAACUAAUGGCAUGGGUUGUAAUUUACUAUUUCCUAAUAAGCGGGAACGUACGUGGUGUACCUUGUUCUACGGCAUGAACCGCUCACCUCUUAUUCGAAGUAUUAUAUUAGCUACAAAACCGGGAAAUGUUCCACUCCUCACAAUAGAUCAAUGGCAGCAAGGACGAGUGGAAUGUUCGCCAACCAAAAACCAAAACUAG
Molecule: messenger RNA, 2301 nt
Organism: Ceratitis capitata (Mediterranean fruit fly)
Lineage: Eukaryota; Metazoa; Arthropoda; Insecta; Diptera; Tephritidae
Product: putative GPI-anchored protein pfl2
Exons: 1
Coding region: 1-2301 (766 amino acids)
Source: RefSeq, a predicted model, not a curated record